AUGGGUCUUCUAACUGAUUAUCUUCGAACUUCUCCCAAGCAAAGAAAGGCUGUCCAAAGGAAACACACAACAAAAGCAAAAACCAUCGACGACAAAUCCCCUACAACUAUGACUUCAGAAACUCAUUACAUGACGCUUGAUGGCGAAUGUCCCAAUGGUGGUGUCCCUACAGGUACUCUCUUUCUGCCAGUGGAAGACGUCGAUCUCGAGGAACUACCUCCCAACGGAGGCAUACCCCCAGAGGAUACACUACAUGGGCCGCCCGCUAUUUACGCAAGCCAUCUCAAUAAUCAAGUCACUCAGCAACUCAUGUGUGGCGGAUUCAACAUAUACAAUCACCAUUAUCAUGGCAAUGGUCAUGGUCAAACCAGGAUCCGGGACGCCCAAACACCAAGGACGCCGCCUAAGACUUACAUAAGGUUCAUCGAGGAAGGCAUUCGUCCCUGUGACGUCUACCUAGAUGCCGACUACGACAAUAUCCCAUCAGCUCUUCUGACUUUUGACAAGACUACUACGAUAGAACAGUUUCUCCAGAAAGUGGGCUGCCCUGCCAGGAGAGGUAAUGGUGUCCAACAAGUGUUUCCAAUGCGGCAUCAGCGCUGGGGAGCAGGCCAGAUCUUCAAGUGGGGCAUUGGCGACCGUUCGCAAACACUGGAAGGUAGCGAGCUAGCGAAGGGUGAAUGUGGGAGAGAGGUAUGGCUUUGUUCGUGGACCGAGUGA
Molecule: messenger RNA, 720 nt
Organism: Bacidia gigantensis
Lineage: Eukaryota; Fungi; Ascomycota; Lecanoromycetes; Lecanorales; Ramalinaceae
Exons: 1
Coding region: 1-720 (239 amino acids)
Source: RefSeq, a predicted model, not a curated record